AUGCCCGCCCUCCCCACGGAGAGACAAGCCCAAACCGCCGGAACGCAACACCGUUCCCGUCUGCAGACGCGCUUCCCAGGCUUCCAGGUCCGGCCCGCGCGGCCCUCCGACUUCCGCGCCAUGGCCCGCAUGGCCACGGCCACCUUCCGGGACGAGCACGAGGUGUCCCACUUCACGCGGUACCGCCGGGCGCUGGACCCCGCGGCGGUGGCGCGCGCGAACAGGCUCGCGCUGGCCGAGUUCGCGUGGCGGCUGGCCACCAUGCACGCAACCCGGCGCCUUCCCGGGCGGCACUUCCUCGUGGCCACCUACCUGCGCACGCCCGUCGAGUAUCUUUCUACACUCAGGGGUGCGCACGAGACGAGGGAGGAGAUCCUCGCGUGGGCGGAGUGGCAGGAGCCGGUGUGUGCUCUGGCGAGUGUCGGCCCGCGCAGGGAGAGUCUGUUCCCGCCCGACGACAGUCCGUUUGCGGGCUUAGGCAAGAGCCGUGGAGAGCAAGUGGACGUGCCGAGGUCUGCCCAUGCUAAGCUCGAGGCCAUCCUCCAGGGCAUGCAGUCCAGGUGUGGCGAGUACACCGUGCUCGUUCCGCCCAACAGCGGCGCAGUGUAUCGGCAGGUUGCCGUGGAAGGCUUUCACCGCGCCCGGCUGGACUUCCCUGAGGAAUGGAGACGCUGGUCUCAAGAGUUCCUCCCCGCUUUCCUCGGGCCGGACGGAGAUGCGCAGGGGCGGUACAUGGCUCUCCGCGCUCUUGUCGUGAACACAAACCACUGGGGCAACGGCAUCGAGCACGAGCUCCUCGACUGGGGCGUCCAAAAGGCCCGCGAUCGUAGCUGGGACAUCCUCACCGUGGUCCCGAGCGUCAUGAACUCGUGGACGCUCGACUGCCUUCUCGACACGGGCUUCAAGGAGGUCGGCUCGCUGGAGAUCUUCUGGGGUUCGCAGCACGCUCUGAUGUGGGACCACUCUUCGACGGGAUGUGGAUACGGACAACAGAAACAGCAACAGGACAAGGACAAGAUGGACGAUCUCCUCCCGGCGGCUUCUUCUGAAGCCGUAAUCUCGGUCCGCACGGGCGAGGAAGCAGUCGACAAGUCGGUCGCAAAGUCUACUCAAGCGGGGGCUUCUCGGUUGACUGGGACCAGACUUCGUCACGCUCGGGGGUAGUCGCUGAGAGCUUGACACCGACGCAGCAGAUAAGGAGCUGAGGUGGAAUUGAGGAAGUGGUUGAUAUGGCGGGCUUCUCCACAAUACUAUCGCUAUGGGACCAAUGGGUGGGUUGUCUGGAGGACGCAGGUGUUUCAGGAUGUGUGGCGUCCGGUCAACAUGGAUUGAUGAGCAUUGUUAUCAUGGUAUAGGUCUUCGGCGUUGGGGCUCAGUCGGUAUGGUUGGAUGGCCGCCGGUGUGGUGCGCACAGGGAGGG
Molecule: messenger RNA, 1420 nt
Organism: Chaetomium strumarium
Lineage: Eukaryota; Fungi; Ascomycota; Sordariomycetes; Sordariales; Chaetomiaceae
Exons: 2
Coding region: 1-1164 (387 amino acids)
Source: RefSeq, a predicted model, not a curated record